GGGCGGAGUUUCCUUAACUUAAGUGUUUACUAAGGAAAAUCUUAACUUAAGUAGCUUUAUGCAUACGGGCCCAUGAGCCGCACUGAUUGUGCAUGGGUAUCGUUUUUAGGCAUUAUGGUAAUUAUCAAUACAUUUGUAGUGCUUUAUCCCAGGCAUUCACCUUUGUCCAGGUACUGAACUUUAUUUGACCUCUUGGAAAACUUCGGGGAAAGUUAAUUGAUAUUUAACGAACCUAUAAAUAUUUCAUACAAAAUAAAAUUUCCAUUCGAAAAUUAUAAAUUCCCUUAAGCAAGCAAAGUAAAACAAGGUACAAUUUGAACCAAACACUAUAUAUACUAGUCAACAAAAGAAACGAUACACGACUUUGAAAUAAAAUUGAUCAAAAAGUAUUAAAUAUAAAAAAAAAUGAGAUACACUAUUUUAAAAAGCUUUCAUUUGCAAUGUAUUCACAUGUGAUAAUGAAAAUCAAAACUUGUCGGAAAGCAUAUAAAUUCAGUGUAAACGAUCGUAGGGUGCAAAUUAGUUUUGCGGAAAGUUGAAUAAAAAAUCGACACAUAAUUUUCUAAGUUCUAAAUAAAAUUUCAGAUUUGUUUAAAAAUAUUCAAUAUGCUAAUCAAGUAAUGUUCAUGUUGUAAGUAAUGGGUUGAAAUAUUGUUUUUUUUCAAAUUUUGUGAAAAAAAGUGUUUUUUGAAAUCUCAAAAAAUGCAAAAUAAAAAAAAAUAUUUUCGUCUCAAAUCAAUGCUUUAGAUAUAAAAACAACACACAGUAAAUUUAGAACCUUUCGCAUUAGUUUUAAGAUUGUUACCGCUUUUUGAAUAUCACUUAACACAUACUGUCUAUGGUAAAUCAGUUGAUAAUGUAUACAUUUUAACGAUUUCUCGUGGGGACAAACUUUGCAUAACAAAUAAACGAAGAAACUGUAUGAUUUUUUAAAACAACUUGAUGGCAAACACUGUCUUUACCUUUAAAUAAGAGGUUGGCAUCAUUAUUUGGAACUUCUUUUUUUUUAAAUUGUCGUUUUAUGUAAAUUUUGUAAAAAACAAAAAAAUCGCGAAAAUAACGUCACGAAAGGAAAAACAAUUUUUUUUUUUAACGGAUUUAUAUUUCCAUAAUUAUUAAGUAUUACUACCUUCAAUAUUGGUCCAUUGAAUGGAAAACUUUAUCUUUAAUUUGAAAAAAAAGUCUUGUAUCGUUUCUUUUGUUGACCAGUAUAUAUAAAAUAAACAUGAUGUCUCUCCUAACAGUUUUAAAUGUGUAAUUAACUUCAAAUAAAAUGUUACUUUCAUCCAAUACUCCCGAAGACAAAAACCAUCAUGAAUGAAUAAGAGAUGACACAUUUAGAUUUUAAGUUUAGAUAAAUCCACCAUGCGAAGCAAACUUUACUUCAACUAUUAAAAAAAGCCACAUGAUUUGUCUAUAUUAGAAGUGAAACGGAAAAGUUUAUACUCUAUUUGAGAAAUGCACUUAUCAAACUAACAAAAAUGAAUACGGAUGGUCUAUUAAUCAGUGUUAGAAAAGUAAUUAAAUAUGUAUUGGCACCAAUGAACGAUGCUAAUUUUUGGAAAUAAUUUGCUAAUUGUGAUUUUAUUCUUCAAAACAAGUGAUUGUGCUUUUUUGCAGGAUUCAGACAACUGUAUGUGUUCCGAGUGGUCCGAGUGGACAGAAUACACAUCAUGCUCUGCUCACUGUGGGGGUGGUAUAAAAUCAAGGAAUCGAGUCAGAAAAUGUGACGAUGACGAUACAGAUACAAUACAAGCCACCAUGUGUAUUAGAAAGUCUACACAAUAUCAAGUCUGUAAUACCCAAGAAUGUGGAUGUGAGAAAAUUUGUUCUUCUUGGAGUGAUUGGAAUGAAGGAAAAUGUACACUUAUGUGUGGCGGAGGUACACUAACUGCGACAAGAACCAGACAAUGUCACGGGUCAAUUGGUUGUAUUGAAAAAGACCAAGCGAGUAAACCAUGUAAUACACAGCCAUGUGUUGGCUGCUCAUGUGAUCUAUGGUCGCAAUGGUCUGAUUUUGGUCUAUGUUCGUCAAUUUGUGGGAAUGGUGAACAAAAACGAAACAGGACGAGAGAAUGUGCGCCAAAACUUCAGUGUUUAGGAGCUUCAAUAGAAUAUGCAUCAUCUCAUUGUAAUCUUGGUGUCUGUUGUAAUGAUGCAUGUACACCAUGGUCGCCUUGGAGAGGACUGGCUUGUUCCGCCAAAUGCGACUAUGGUACAGCAAAACAAAGACGGACGCGGAUUUGUGCUCUUCCGUCUUGUAAUGAUACAGAAGACAGCAUAGGCGAAUGUAAAACGCGUACAUGUACAGGAACUUGUGAUUCAACAUGUACACAAUGGGGAACAUGGACAUGGUUCCCUUGUUCGAAGUCUUGCAAUGGUGGAACCAGGAUUCGACAACGAACUAGAACAUGUACAUUUCCAGACUGUCUCGAAGAAGAUAUUCAUUCCGCAACAUGUAAUAAUUUCAAAUGUAUCGCAUGUAACGAUACUGUUGCGUGUUCUGUUUGGAGUAACUGGAAAGACGGUGAUUGCUCGGAGUCAUGUGAUGUGGGAAAACAAAUCCGAACUAGAAAUCGAACAUGUAUUAUACCAGAAUGUAAGACGGAAGAUGCAUAUGAGGAAAUAUGCAAACUAAAAACGUGUGAAGACACCUGCGACUCGACAUGCAGUGCUUGGUCAGACUGGUAUCAGGGCCGAUGUAGCCAAACAUGUGACGAGGGCUCAUUAUUACAACAUAGAAAUAGGACAUGCAUCCAUGAUGAUUGUCAAAGCAUGGAGAAAAAAUCCUUGCCAUGUUUAAACCAAAAGCCUUGUCCAGCAACUUGCAACAAGUAUUGUUCUCUGUGGACUGGAUGGAAGAGUUUCGACUGUUCUGUCAUGUGUGGUGGUGGAACAUUGAUCUGGACGAGAGUUAGACAAUGUGAUCAUGCUGAAUGUCAGCCGUUAGAAACUACAACAUCUCUUUGUAAUACACAAAGCUGUGACGAAAAAUGUGAUUUAAUAUGUUCGAAAUGGUCUGCAUGGUCAUUGAUGGGCGAAUGUUCAGCUUCUUGUGGUGUGGGUACUCAGGCUAAAUCAAGGAAGAGACUUUGUUCUCAGGAUGAUUGUGAUGUUGCUGAUCAGCAAUUAGACAGUUGUAUGUUAAGUUCCUGUCUAGAUCAGUGUACAGAUGAAUGCUCAGCAUGGUCAGACUGGGGUGAUGGAAUCUGUUCAGUUACCUGUGGUAAUGGUACCAAAGUCUCGACGAGAAAUCGGACAUGUAAUCUGUCUAUAUGUACAACUGAAGAAUCGAAAGCGGAAAAUUGUACAGAACUGCAAUGCCCAGAACACAUCGAUUGUGAUGUUACUUGUGAUACCUGGAGUGAUUGGAUUGAAAGUUCGUGUUCAACGUCAUGUGAUUACGGAAUUGUGAUAAAAAAUAGAACGAGAGCAUGCAACGCCUACAAGGACACGUGUCCUGGUGCUGAAAUCAUGUCGGAACGAUGCCGGAACACAAUAUGUCCAGAAACUUGUGAUAUAAUUUGUACUUCGUGGUCUGGAUGGUACGACGAAGAAUGCUCAGCUUCAUGUGACAUUGGCUCAACACAUAGAGUAAGGACAAGACAAUGUCCAGAGAGCGAAUGCAAGAUAUCAAAUGUUAUUAUGGUCCCGUGUCAGAAAAUGUCAUGCAGUGAUAUCAUUCAGGAUGAUCAAGAACAUCAACAUGUAACCACCAGCUCAAAUCCAUGUCAGCAAGGGACCGCUCUUUAUAUAGUACAUCCAUCAGACUGUUCCAAGUUCAUUCAGUGUUCCAAUGGACUUAACUUUGAAAUGCAGUGUCCACAAACGACAGGCUGGAAUCCACUAUUAAAUGCAUGUGAUCAUAAACGUAAUAUACCCGGAUGCAGUUAAUGU
Messenger RNA from Mytilus trossulus (common blue mussel), 3897 nucleotides. RefSeq names its product A disintegrin and metalloproteinase with thrombospondin motifs adt-1-like. Gene Ontology annotation, cellular component: extracellular region. Gene Ontology annotation, molecular function: chitin binding. Lineage: Eukaryota; Metazoa; Mollusca; Bivalvia; Mytilida; Mytilidae. Bases 1549 to 3894 code for a protein of 781 amino acids. The transcript is spliced from 13 exons. The record is from RefSeq and is a predicted model, not a curated record.